UUAUGAAAUAAAUCGUCUGCUGAUCCAGAGUGUCUUUGUGUGUGAUUAUUGCUUGGCCCGAAGACAGAAAAUUUCCGAUAUUUCGUCCUUGAACUUUGGAUCGUAAAAUUGUACUGACUCGAGCAUCCGUGCACGCAACGUGCAAGGAAGUUCCUACAGUACCUAUCUACUGCACGCAGUGUCCAGUCUGAUUGUAGGAAUGACCGCCUCUGCGCGGUACCACGCUAAGGCGGCACUCCGGAAGGAGCUGAAGCGACGCCUCGCCAACAUGGCCGAUUGCGAUCGAGAGCGUGAGUCAAAUGGCGUCACUCAAAAGGUAUUGGAACUGAAAGAGUUCUCAGCGAGUCGCCGUGUAUCCUUGUACUUAAACAUGAAGGAAGAGGUACACACGAGCGCGAUCAUGAAACACGUGCUGGAAACAGGGAAGGAGUGCUUCAUACCACAAUAUAUCGGCACAGUAAUGAAGAUGGUGAAGCUAAAUUCCCUGGCAGACUACGAAGCCCUCCCAGAGACGAAAUGGAAGAUCAAGCAGCCUGCGGACGAUGAUCACAGACCGGAUGCUCUCGAGACAGGUGGCCUUGACCUGAUACUGAUGCCCGGGUUGGGAUUCACCCGCGCUGGCGAUCGUAUAGGGCGCGGCAAAGGAUAUUACGACAGCUACCUCAGUAAAUGUGAGGCGAACGGCUGCAAACCUGUGACUGUAGCACUUGCGUACAGGGAGCAAAUCUGUGAUGAAAUACCGGUCACCCAAAACGACAAGAAAGUUGAUCAUGUAAUUUAUUUGGAAUAAAAUGUAUAAAAUAA
Dreissena polymorpha is the source of this 804-nucleotide messenger RNA. Its product is annotated as 5-formyltetrahydrofolate cyclo-ligase-like. The record is from RefSeq and is a predicted model, not a curated record. The transcript has 5 exons. NCBI's taxonomy places the organism in Eukaryota, Metazoa, Mollusca, Bivalvia, Myida, Dreissenidae. Gene Ontology annotation, cellular component: mitochondrion. Gene Ontology annotation, molecular function: 5-formyltetrahydrofolate cyclo-ligase activity. Bases 200 to 790 code for a protein of 196 amino acids. Gene Ontology annotation, biological process: folic acid-containing compound biosynthetic process; tetrahydrofolate interconversion.